Messenger RNA from Drechmeria coniospora, 2262 nucleotides. RefSeq names its product Zn-C6 fungal-type DNA-binding domain protein. The transcript has 5 exons. NCBI's taxonomy places the organism in Eukaryota, Fungi, Ascomycota, Sordariomycetes, Hypocreales, Ophiocordycipitaceae. The record is from RefSeq and is a predicted model, not a curated record. Bases 1 to 2262 code for a protein of 753 amino acids.
AUGCCGGCCAUUCAGCUCGGCUCAUCAGUGUCGAUGCUUGCUGGGGGAGAUCUGUGCCACGGCUGCAAGGCAGUGCAGAGUAGCGCUGCGGCCGCUCUCUUCUUUCGGGAACGGAUCGGCAGCGCUGCCCUGCGCAAAGCUUCGGCUCGAGCCGCGUUUCGCAUGCUUCAUCCUGCUUCCCACCGCGCCUUCAUCGUCCCGGUCACUAACGGGCCUCGCUAUCUUGCAGUGCUCCCUGACGCAGCCAUGCACAAAUUGCGCCCGCAGGUUUCCGCAGCCCGCGUGCGACCGGUGUGGCAUCCCGGACUCGUCCUCGUCCAUGCUGCCAUGCGGCAUGCUUUGAUGGAGAAAGUCAGGCUGCCCCUGGCCCGGUCGUUUGCCUGCGAGGCCGCCGCACUCAUUCAUGCGCCGACAUCGCUGUCCCGCAGCCGCGUUGCUGAGGCUAGCGGCGGUCUCUACUCCCACUUGGACAUGGAGACGGUCCACGACGCCCUGCUGCAAGUCGAAGGGCAGGUCGACGGCGCUAUGAAAUAUGCCGGAGCCGCCGCCGAUCACUGCUUCGCUUCGACAUAUCGACCCCACCAACGAGUCGGUUCCGCCCUCCUCAUGAGCGGGCAGACCAAUGACCCCGAGCAGCUGAUGCGACUCCGUUUUCGGGACAAGACGGGCACCCUCGACGGUCAGGGCAUCAUCGAGCUCCUGCAGUUCAUCCUCAGGACGCGAUUGAAGGUCACCAAUAGCAUCAUCAAGGAUGAGUGGCAGAUUGACGGCGAGCAUUUGAUACGCGCCAUCCACGAGGCGAGCCCGCCGAGCACGUCCAUCUCCAGGUUUGACGAUGAGAUUCGCUACCUCCCCAUGGCUCCGACGAAGAUGAACAAGGAGCUCGUACGCACCCACCUCCAACUCAUGAGCCGUUUCAAGGCAUCGCUGGAUGGCAGCCCCCGACCCAACAACCGGUUCAUGAAGCACUGGAUUCCCUUCUCCAUACAAGACCCCUUGGUCCUGCACGUCGUCCUGUGCUCCACCGCAAGCUUCCUCAACGAGACGGGCAGGGUGCCGAAAAUGAUGCUGCUGGUUCAUCGCGCCACGGCGACGCGGAUGCUGAACGAGCACAUCAGCAACGCCCAAGUAUGCACGGACGAUUCCGCCAUGCUCGCCGUCGCGCAGUCCAUCUUGACUUCAUGGUACUGGGGGGGCACGGAGGAGCUUCACGCCCACAUGGCUGGCUUCAAGAGAAUGAUUGAGCUGCGAGGCAGUAUGCAGAACUUGGGCAUGGAAGGCUUCACGAGCAAGAUUGCACUCAUAAACGACUUUGUCAUCGCCCUCGUGCACGAAACCGAGCCUCUGCUGUUCGGCGUGCCGGGCUUUGUGUUCGACGAUCCUCUCCGCUUGCCGCUGCAGGUCAACUUCAACUCGCCUCUGCUCUUCGAAUGCCCUCCCUUCCUCAGCCCUGCCUCUCCAAUGCUGUUGCACGCGUACACGGCGCGGAUUCUCGACGAGGUGAGGACGCUAUCGAAGCUGGUUGUGGACCUGCCGGUCCACCCGACCCGUCAACAGCUGGAGAGCGUGUACCGGACGGUAAACGCUGCCCUUUCGGUCAUCGAGUGCGUGCCCGAAGAUGUCACCUUGGUCAUCAAGGAGAAGAACGAGGCGGCGGCGGCCGAGGCGGAGUACGGCUCGGCUGGACUGAAACGAAAGCGGCAAGCGAGCGAGGCGCCAACGGCGCGGAAAGCGUGGACGACCGAAUCGGCCGUGCGUGCGACGGCGGCGAGCGAGAGGCCGGACCUCGUGCACCGGUGCGUGCGGAAGACGGCGCGGAUUUAUUGCCUAGCAAUCCUCGAGCGCAUCCCGACGAGCAGCGCAUGCAAAGAGUCGGACUUUGCCCAAAUCUGGGAGUGGGCCUGGGGAGCGGGACUGGAUCGUUGGGCGGCGCUCAGCGGCAUCUUCGUGUGGAUGAUGAUCGCCAUCCUCGGCAGCUCGCUGUCGACGAUCCACUCGCGCAUGGCCAAGACGAUGAUGGUGACGGGCUUCAUGUACCUGGGCACGGAAAACUGGCACGUCGCGGCGGACAUUGCCGACGCCGGCCUGCGCAUUCAGCGGUGGCUCCGCGGCGGCAGGUCGGCGCUGGACGACGGAACCGUCAGCGCCGCCUGGGGCGGCGAGAGGGUCAUUGAGAAGCACGGCUUCCUCUUCAAGGAUGCCAUGCCGGACAUUGUCCAGAUGUGCGAUGAAGGUGAGCAGGGGCCCGAGGGUGAGGACUGA